Tarenaya hassleriana is the source of this 530-nucleotide messenger RNA. RefSeq lists its product as uncharacterized. The coding region runs from base 49 to 468 and encodes 139 amino acids. The transcript is spliced from 2 exons. The record is from RefSeq and is a predicted model, not a curated record. Lineage: Eukaryota; Viridiplantae; Streptophyta; Magnoliopsida; Brassicales; Cleomaceae.
AUUGUUAUCAAGAUAUCCGUCAAAUGCGAAAAAUGCAGGAAAAAGGCGAUGAAGGUUGCAGCCGCUGCACAUGGCGUGAUGUCAGUGGCGAUACAAGGGGAUUCCAAGGACGAGCUCGUGGUGGUCGGAGAUCAAGUCGAUGCAGCCUGUCUGGUUGCUACAUUGAGGAAGAAAGCAUGUUAUGCCAUUUUGGAGUCUCUAGUGGAAGUGAAGGCUCCUCCUCCUCCUCCUCCAGCCGAUGACAAGCCUAAAGGCGGCGGUGAUACCAAGAAGGCCAAGGAUGGAGGAGGAGAUGGCAACAAGGCAAAGGAAAGUGAAGGUGGCAAUAAGAAUAAUGCCGAGAAAGUGAAUCAGCCGUCAUGUUGUGCAGCUCGAUGUCCGUCCAGUUACUAUCAUCAGCCACCGUACGAGGUGUAUAACGUUGUAUAUGAUUCCUACGGUCCGACCACCGGUUGCAUAAUCUUGUGAAAGGAAGAUUGGUUUUGUUAGCACUGGUUAUUGCUGUACGGGGUUCCUUCCCCCUUUCUGCC